This is a messenger RNA of Rhizopus microsporus ATCC 52813, 2966 nucleotides long. RefSeq names its product ARM repeat-containing protein. The record is from RefSeq and is a predicted model, not a curated record. Gene Ontology annotation, cellular component: condensed chromosome; condensin complex. Lineage: Eukaryota; Fungi; Mucoromycota; Mucoromycetes; Mucorales; Rhizopodaceae. Bases 33 to 2693 code for a protein of 886 amino acids. The transcript is spliced from 10 exons. Gene Ontology annotation, biological process: mitotic chromosome condensation.
CUCAACAUUUCUCCAAUUCGUCCCAAACAACAAUGCUCACAAAGGAAAAUGUCCUCAAUUCAUUAAAAACUCGUGUUCCUGAAAUAUUUAUGGAAGCUCAAAAACCGAAUGCCGUGCUACGAAAGUACUCCAUCAACUUGACAGAACUUCAGUUUCCGUGCUGUUUAAAGUCACCUGCAAAAAAAGGGGAACCUCAGGAUAUUGAUUAUGAAGGAGAAGCGAUAUUUACAAAAGAAGUUUUACGAAAUAUAAACAAAGUACUGUCUAUUAAAAAGAAGGAACCUCAUGCAGACAGAAUUGUGCGAUUCAUUGCAAGCUUUUUACAAUAUAUGCAAGAAUUUGACAACAAUUUGAGAGCUGAUGAACCUGAACCACAAACAUCUGUUACAGAGAAAGAAGAAUCAGAGUCUACUCGAGACGAAUCAGACGAAUCAGAUCAAAGCGACAUUGACAGAUCAAAAGAACCAACCAUUGUGAUUGAAUCGCUAAGCAAUAGCGAGGGGGAAGAAGAUCAAGAGGAAGGAUAUGAGACUGUGGGUUCUCGAUUUGUAGAAAUCUUGUUGAGACAUUUGCUACGAGGAUUUACGGCCAAGCGUUCUUCUGUUCGUCUUCGAUGUUGUCAGAUUGUUGCACUAAGCAUCAGCUCAAUGGGAGAAAUAGAUGAGGAUCUUUAUCAAGACCUGAAGGCAGCAUUGUUUGAGAGGAUCAAAGAUAGGGAAGCUCAAGUAAGAAUACAAGCAGUUACUGCUUUAUGUAGACUUCAAGGUGCAGACAUUGACAUUGAUCCAGCCGAUGGAAAGACUAUUCUUCAAAAACUCAUGUGGAUAUUACAACAUGACUCAAGCGCAGAAUUACGUCGAGUGAUCCUGUUCAACAUAGAUCCUAAUCAAGAAACACUACCUUUUAUUGUCGAACGAGCUAGAGAUUUGGACCCAAUCAACAGAAGAGUCGUUUAUCUGAAGCCCUUAUCAGAAAUAAGAGAUUUUAGAUUACUGACUUCCGAGCAAAGAAAUAAUGUGUUGAAAUGGGGUCUAAAUGAUAGAGAUCCACUUGUUCGAAAAGCUGUGGCCAAGAUGCUAUCAACAAAAUGGAUCCAACAAGCGAAUAACAACUUAAUUGAAUUUUUAGAACGACUUGAAAUAAUGAAUCCUGGUAUAGCUGAUAUUGCAGAGAGCGUAUUGAACGCAUUUUUUACGGAAAGAAUGGAUAUCAUUAAUGAAAUUACAUUUGAUGCCGAGUUUUGGAAGCAUCUUACACCAGAAAGCGCCUUUUUAGCAAAAGUGUUCAUAAAAUUUCUACAAGCCAACAAUAUGGAUGAGCGACUGGACGAAGUAUUACCGGAGGUGAUAACUCAUGCAGCCAAUUUGAGCUAUUAUACAGACAUGUAUCACGCUACCAGCUUAGAAGACAAGCCAGAAUACGAGUUUAUUAUAUCACAACUUUUAGAAACUUGUAUGAGUCUUGAUUAUGCGGAUGAAGUAGGAAGAAGAAAAGUUUUUGAAUUACUCAGAAGUAUCAUGGUAUCCAACGAAGUGAUUGACGAUCAUUUGACGAGAAUCGUUCGACUCUUUAGGGUUGUCUCUUCGGAUGAACGAGAUUUCACACGAACUAUGAUUGAAAUUAUUUCUGAUAUACAAGAACAACUUAACCCGUUUGAUGUAUUAGACGAGUCGCCUUUAAAGAAAUCGCGUUUGGAUAGUGAACCUUCUUCACAGAGAAGCACGCCACUAGCAGAAUCAAAUGAUACCCAUAUUAGGCUCAAAUGCCUUGCUAUAUGUAAAAAUAUGUUGGAGAAUAGCCAAGAAUCAUUUACUAAAAAUUCAAACUUGUAUGGUCUCCUGAACGACCUAAUUGUUCCCGCAGUUCAAAAUCCAGAUACACAGCUGAGAGAGGUUGGCCUGCACUGCUUGGGAUUAUGCUGCACAUUAGAUCGAGAACUUGCUCAGCACAAUACGGCACUAUUUAUUCACUGUAUCAAAUGCGGACAUGAUGAAUUAAAGAUAAAAGCACUCAUGAUCCUUUUCGAUUUAUUGAUGACAUAUGGAUUUCAAGCAGUGACAGAACACCUGAAUAAUGCUGAUGAAAUUAAAGAAGUUCUCGAAUAUUGUUUGGACGACAAUAAUGAUGAAGUACAAGCUCUUGCAGCUGAAGGCAUAGCAAAGCUUAUGCUUACAAAGCGACUGAAUGAUGAAAAUCUCCUUCGUCUUUUGGUUCUUUUAUAUUUCCUUCCAACUAUAGAUCAACCCAAUAUAAAAGUCCAACAAUGUCUGUCAUACUUUUUCCCAGCCUAUAGUUUUUCAUCCCCUGAAAAUCAAAAAACGAUGGCUAAUAUCACCAUAUCUGCAUUAACAGAAGUCUGCAACAUGCAUGAAGACCUUAAACCAUACGAAACAAUGAUUAACCCAAUUCAAAUAUCUGACAUGCUUGCUGACUGGGUAGAUCCACGUAAACUUGCAAAACUGCAUAUUGAAAACUUGUACGACAAUGAAACAGAUAUGAGCACACCUGGUGAAUUGGCAGUUGAUGCUUUAGAGAUAGCAUUCAAAGCAACAGGACACAAGCGAAAAACACUGUUGCAUUUUGUGUUAAAACUUUAUCUUGACAAAGCGAAAAAGGAAGAACUUCAGAAAAUCCGAAAUAUCAUUGAAAAGAUUAAUACGGUAAUUGAAAAUCAUGUAUACGAUCCAACAUAAAACUAACUUGAGAUAUAGGAGCAACCUAUAAAGGAAGCAAUGACCCGUAACGCAUAUGUUAAGCUGUUAAAGAAAGUGAAUGAACUAAUAGAAGAAGAUAAUGAGAUCAAUGGGAACUAAUAAUAGUAUAUAUCUGCCCUCGCUCUACUACCCUUACGACUUAUAAAUCUUUGUCUUUGUAUUUGUAUUAUAUGACUUUUACAUUUUGAAUGGUGUGAAAGAACUCUAAACCAACUUGAUAAUAAUAAUAAUAAUAAAAGGAGGAAUACAGGU